AUGGCUUCUAUGGCUCCGGUCAAGUCUCCGGCGCUGCACAACUUUUCCUUGCCCCGUCUGAAAUGGAACAAGGACAACCACAACCAUAACCACUCCAACGGCCGCGGCCGUCGCCGCCGAUGCUCGAUCAAGUCUCCUUCGUGCGAAUCUCAUUCAUCCUCCGGUUCUCCGCUUCGAGAGCCACCCCGCCAGUCUCCUCUGCGCAAUUCUGCUUUGGCUAUACUGGUGCAGUCGCAACAGGCCGAAUCGUCACCAGUUUGUGAUGAUUUAAUGAAGCACUCUCCUUUGCGCGGUGAAUCUCCUCUUCGCUAUUCGGUGAGGCAGUAUCCGAUGUCUGGGGACUCAGUGAAACAAUCUCCGAAACACAAUUUAGCUCUCGAAUCCGAGGCUUCCAGGACUAAUAAAAGUAUUUUGAUGUACCACGGGAAUCACGUGAGGGAUUCGGCAACUGAAAAUAAUAGAAACGGGCUUUACGUGACUAUUCUUGAUCGAGCUAUUCAGAAAUCAGAGAAAAAACGGAAGGCAGGAGGAACUGAUGCAAGUGCAAAGAGAUCGAGAAUCUUGCGCGAAAAUGAAUCGGUUGAAAAUCAGCAAGAGGAACUACAAAAGAUCAACAAUAAUCUCGACGAUGAUGGUGAUGUUAAUGAUGAGGAGGGUAAUAUGCAUAAUAAUGAAGAAGAACCCAAGACAUGGAAUUUGAGACCCCGAAAACCAAUCUGCAAGUCUCUUAAUGGAUUGACCGGAAAGAUUAACGGGUCGGCAAUGGAAGAUAAGAAAACUCAUUCACUGUUAAGGAAUUCAAGUAAUAGAUUGGGAGAGAAUGAAGCAAAUGGUGGUUGUGGUCAAAAGAAGGAGAAGAGGAAGCUGAGCCUUUGGAUCGCACUUUCAAAAGAGGAGAUCGAGGAGGAUGUUUUCAUUUUGACUGGAUCAAAGCCGACGAGGAGGCCUAAGAAGAGAGAAAAAAACAUCCAGAAACAUCUCGAUUGUCUGUUUCCUGGAUUGUGGAUAGUCUGUGCUUCACUUCCAAAAUUUUCGCUGGCAUUUGAAGAUAUCCAGUCGAAAGAGGGGACACGUCAUUGCUCUGGAUGA
Molecule: messenger RNA, 1089 nt
Organism: Fraxinus pennsylvanica
Lineage: Eukaryota; Viridiplantae; Streptophyta; Magnoliopsida; Lamiales; Oleaceae
Source: the annotation of a GenBank genome assembly